AGUUGAUAAUGAACUUUAAUUGUAGAGUUCUAGUAAUCCCACAUUACCUUCCCACAUCGCAGUUAUCACAUAAUCGCGUAGUUGCCUAGUUCUAUUCCCACAUUACCUUCCCAAAUCGCAGUUAUCACUCCGGCUUCCCGUAAUCCGUUAAGUCUCACAUCAUCCGGUCGCCGGUGAACGCAAUUCCAUGGAAUGGGCAGACGGCUACCAUUGCAACCUCUGCCAGUGCGGUUUGAGAAAAAGAAAGUGAUUGAAGAUCAUCACAAACGAGUACAUCCCAGAGGCAAUGUUUGUAGUAAGUGCUUCUUUGUCUUUGAGUCGGUGGCCGAUCUCGAGGUACAUCGGUACCGAAAAAGUGCACCAUGGGUACCACCCAGCAGCAGCACCUCAGGGGCAGAAUGCGGCCGCUCCAGCCGGGAAUCAAGGAGACGGCCAGUAGGUCCACCUUCUUUCGCAACCGAGAGGUGAACGCAGAGCCGAUCCCCAUUCCCCGAAUCACAGCAGCUCUGGAAUUGCAGAGGGAGCCAAUGGUGAUCGCCGGCGACGGCGUGCGGCCUUGGAACUUCUCGGCUCAGCAGGGUAUCAGACCAACACCGACGAGGCUGCAAGCACAGCCAGCUGGAGUUGCUUACUCUCAUCCACUUAGUAAUGUUGUAAAUUGCAUGGCUUACUUUGGUCCAACCAUGUUGUUUGCUGAUCUUAGAUGCUCACCAUCUUGUAAGCGUGCUGGACUUCACGGGACACUGUCCAUGUGGCCUCCUGAUUGUUUUCGGUACAAAGGAACCUUCUAUGUCUUCAACAAGAUGGUAAGACAGGUAGGGUUUGCCAGGCUGUGGAAGGGCACAAAUGCGGCUCUUCCUCUAGCUGUCCCAACUGUCGGCAUUUACUUACUCUUAUAUGAUGUAUUCCGCAUCUGGCUCGAGGAAAAAACCUCUGAGAGUAUUCCUGCUGCAGCCCCAUAUGCUCCCUUGGUAGCUGGCUCACUGUCACCUUCAUUAGCUUGUAUGACUUGCUAUCCUGUUGAACUUGCCAGAACUCGCAUGCAGGCAUUCAAGGGUACACAACAUGGUAUGAAAGCUCCUGGAGUUCUGAAUACUCUACUUGAAGCCCUUACUCAUGUGCAAGGCACGGAUAACCCUCAAACUAAUUGGAGAGGUUACCGGCUACUGUGGACAGGCAUGGGAGCACAGCUUGCCCUUGACGUUCCAUUUUCUGGAAUUUGUUCGGCACUACUUGAGCCUAUGAGGAUAAAUCUUCUGAGUGUGGUUGGAGAUGACGCGAAUGUGGCCAGUGUACAUGGAGCCAACUUCUCCGCUGGUUUCAUCGAAGGAAGUGUUGGUGCAGCUGCAACGUGUCCCCUGGAUGUUGCUAAAACUCGAAGGCAGAUAGAGAUGGAUCCUGUAAGGGCACUAAGUAUGACAACUCGGCGAACGCUAAUGGAGAUUUGGAGGAUGGAGGAAUGAGAACGUUGGCAUUGUGGUCGCGUUCUACGAGGUGGUGAAGUGCGCUCUGCAUUCUCGAUAUGAAUCCGCUUAGGAGGAAAGCAUCAGAUGGCGUUUUGCUGAUUGACCAUUUUGUUUCUAGUGUUCAUAGUCAUGACAGAUGUUCCUUGGGGAGUAUAGGGAAUGAGAAAGUAAAGGUUGGGUAAAAAGUAGGGUAGCAGCAAAGUAACAGUUGAUAACAGAAGAGAGGCAGUUGGGUUUACUGGUGAAGCUUCCUCAUUUCUUUUUCUGGUUCACUGAUAGGUAGAGCCUGCCAUGGAGAAUGGUUGCGGCCUUGAGUUGAUACGAAACAGAGACCACCCAUACCUUGAAUUUCGACCCAAACUGGGGUUGGAUUCGGUGGCGGAACUUGUACAGUUUUAUUACAUGCUUGAUCUUGUAUAAAUUUGCACCUAGACAUUGGUUUUAAUCAUUCGAAUUGAUAAAAAAAUAUAGACAAG
Molecule: messenger RNA, 1942 nt
Organism: Linum tenue
Lineage: Eukaryota; Viridiplantae; Streptophyta; Magnoliopsida; Malpighiales; Linaceae
Source: the annotation of a GenBank genome assembly